AUGGUUCGAUACGCAUCUAGAUAUGGGAACUCACAUUACAAAGACUUGUAGCAACGCUCUCUAUUAUUUAUACAAUACACGUCAUAUUAGGGAAUAUUUAUCCAGAGAAUGAACUGAGAAAUUUGCAAUAUUAAGAACUGUACACAGAUGCGUCAGAGGUUCUAGAUAUCCAUUCAAAUCACGUGAGGUCUCAGAAGACUUCUCUCACGCUGUAGCCGGUCUACAUCUGUAUUCAUAAUUUUAGGCCUAGAUCUUUAAUAGUUUUUUUUUCUUAGUAAUACUUGAUUUUUAAAUUUACAUAAUUUUUCUUAGUUAAAUUAACUCUUUCUAAGCUAAAUUAAAUCGACAGGAAUUGUCAAUAGUGUUUUGAAUGAAUAGUUUUUUUUUCUUCUUUUUUAAGCGAAUUAAUUGUAAAUAGGAUUUUAAUAGUUAGCAUUGUUGUCAUUAGUAUUCGAAUAACUUUUUUUUUAAUUGAAAUGGAUUUUUUAAUCGGAAUUAGGUGGUUAUUUUAAUCAACUGAGAAAUUAGUUUAUGCUUUUAUCAGUAGUAGAUUGGAUUAUUGUAAUAGCCUUCUGUAUGGAAUCCCGGAAUAUCAGACUAUGACGUGUUAUGAAUGCGAGUGCAAGACUUAUAUAUCGUGCGCACAAGUUCUGUCAUAUAACACCUCUACUCGCAGAAUUACAUUAGUUACCAGUGCGCUCCAGGAUACAUUAUAAGAUACUCUUGAUAACUUUUAAAAUUUUGCAUGGCCUAUCACCUAAGUACCUUUCAGAUUUAAUUAGUAUUCGACAGCCUUCGUCCUACCAUUUGAGGCGCAACGACAAUGGUCGUUUGUUGGAAAGACCAAGUGUGAAAACCAAGAAAACAUUGGGAGACAGAGCUUUCCAGGUAGCUGCUCCUUUCCUAUGGAAUAAGCUGCCAAGGUCCGCGCGCGAAGCAACGAAC
This is a messenger RNA of Porites evermanni, 945 nucleotides long. The record is from the annotation of a GenBank genome assembly. NCBI's taxonomy places the organism in Eukaryota, Metazoa, Cnidaria, Anthozoa, Scleractinia, Poritidae.